Notechis scutatus (mainland tiger snake) is the source of this 3423-nucleotide messenger RNA. RefSeq names its product RAB6A, member RAS oncogene family (gene RAB6A). Gene Ontology annotation, molecular function: GTPase activity; GTP binding. NCBI's taxonomy places the organism in Eukaryota, Metazoa, Chordata, Lepidosauria, Squamata, Elapidae. The record is from RefSeq and is a predicted model, not a curated record.
GAGGGCCGGUCCGGCUGGGAGGCGGGGCCUGGUCUGAAGAGAGGCGGACGGCGGGCGGAGCCGGUAAUUGCCUCAGCGGCGCGGGCGAGCUGGUGUCGUGGCCGAGGCUGGACCCGGGGCCGCUUCCCUCAGUCCCGCCCGGAGGAGCUCCCGGCCGGCCGCUCCUUCCUCCGCGCGUCGGGCCCGGUCCGUGACGGGAAAGGCCUAACUCCUCAGGCGCCUGAGGCGAAGGCCUGAGGCGGCGCUGCCCGUCCUCCUACUCCUCCUCCCCCCCCGAGAGUCAGCCGGGGAGACCCGGCGGCGGCUCCUUCUCUCCUCCCGCUCCUCCUCCUCCUCUUCCUUCGGCAGCGGUAUCACCACCGCCACCCUCGUCGUCAUGUCGGCGGGCGGGGAUUUCGGCAACCCGCUGCGGAAAUUCAAGCUGGUCUUCCUCGGCGAGCAAAGCGUUGGGAAGACUUCCUUGAUCACCAGAUUCAUGUAUGACAGCUUUGACAACACCUACCAGGCAACAAUCGGCAUUGACUUCUUAUCAAAAACCAUGUACCUGGAAGAUCGCACAAUUAGGUUGCAGCUCUGGGAUACUGCGGGCCAGGAACGUUUCCGUAGCCUCAUUCCCAGUUACAUCCGCGACUCUGCCGCCGCUGUAGUAGUAUACGAUAUUACAAAUGUAAACUCGUUCCAGCAAACCACAAAAUGGAUCGAUGACGUCAGAACGGAAAGGGGUAGCGAUGUCAUCAUCAUGCUUGUAGGAAACAAAACAGAUCUAGCAGAUAAGAGACAAGUAUCUAUUGAGGAAGGGGAAAGGAAAGCCAAAGAGCUGAAUGUGAUGUUCAUUGAAACUAGCGCAAAGGCCGGAUAUAACGUAAAACAACUUUUCCGACGUGUGGCGGCUGCUUUGCCCGGCAUGGAAAGCACGCAGGAGAAGAGCAGAGAAGACAUGAUCGACAUCAAACUUGAAAAGCCUCAAGAGCCGCCAGUCAGCGAAGGAGGCUGCUCCUGCUAAUAGUGUGUUGGGUUUUUUUUUGUUUUUAUUUCUGUUUUUCCUUCCUUCCUUCCUUCCUCAAACCAUCACUGGCUUCUCCUGCUCCUCCCUCCCUCCCUCUCUCCCCGGGACAGCCCUCUCGACAGCCGUGACAGCCGUGUGACGAUUGCCUUGCCUCCUCCUCCUCCGCCUCCUCCUCCUUCCCCACACCUCCUCCACCACCACCACUCAACCCCAGCACGGAUCCUCAUCGCUGCCUGUCUCGUGAAGAUGACCCGUUAAGCUUCACCAAGCACAAAACGAAAAAAAAACACACACGAAACAGUCGGUGUCUUCAUUGCAUCCGGAAGGAAAAAGGGGAGAGGGAUGUUUGUAAGAGCCCAAACCCACCCGACCGUAAUUCCAGUCGUUCUCGAAAAGUUGAGUCCAGCUUUUGGGUUUAAGGUCUGUUCCUUUUUUUUUUUUUGCCUUUUUUACAAAGAGAAUUAAAACGUUGCGCUUGUCAAAUGGAUGGAAAGUAGCGGGAGAGAAGAGUGGUGGGGUAAGGGUGGCACCCGCUUUCGCCGGCAGGGUAGAAGACGCCCCGUCGCUGGCCGCCUAGAGCCAAACCCGACGAGAAGACCACGCUGGCCUUUUCCAGUCCAACCUUUUUUGCUUUUGGGGACAAGCAAAACUCCCAAAGAUGGCUUGUUAAAACCGGUGUGUGGUUUACUCCUUUUAUAGCGCCAAACAAACCAUCUUUCGGCAUCGGCUGGCGAGAUGUUUUUUUUUUCUUCUUCUUCUUUUCUUUUCAAGAUGCACACGGUUCCAGACCUUCCGUGUGACGCCCCACUUAAGGGCUUAGAAAAACCCUCUCUGGGUUCCUUGGAGAAGCCCCACAGCUGCAGCACAGUCUCUGGUUGGGGGUUUUUUUUGGUUUUGUUUUUGGUGUUUUUUUUGCCUUUCUGGGAAUAUUUUCAGAACUGGGCACCUUGUAUGGUGGGUGGGCUUGGAAAACAGGUCGGGCCUGUUUUUGAAGAGAAACGACGACCCAAGCGAGACCCAAGCGAAAUCCGUUUCGAAAAUAAGAGGUACUUACACUACGACCAAGCUUGUAAGUUCUCCCGUAAAGUGAGGAAGGAGGACCAGGAUAAUAAAUGAGGCCGUUUUGGCAGCUCAGAUCUCAACCGGGGAGGCAGGGAAGAGUGAUCAAAGUAUGUUUUUAAAAGCCCCUCUUGAAAGGAUGAUGGGGGUAGGGAGGUUGCAUAAGAUGGAAACAGAGCUUUCAAUUAUGCAGGCUGUUGCUUUUACUUUCAGCAUUAUUAUUGUUUCUAUUUUCUUUUUUUACAUUCGGUCUUGAGUCUAUAUAUGUACUGCAUCAUUUGGUUAAGUAACCGUUUGUUUAGUAUUAUGUUUAACUUAACUACGAUUAACGGUGAUUUCCUUCAAUAUUUAUUUUCUCUGCUUUAAUUUUUUUUAGUGUGCAAGGUUUUUUCUGUCUUUCUUUCUUUCUUUCUUUCUUUCUUUCUUUCUUUCUUUUUCUCUCUUUCCUUCCUUCCUUCCUUCCUUCUUUCCUUCCUUCCUUCCGCCCUCCCUCCCUGUCUCUCUCUCUCUCUUUUUUCUUUCUGAAUUGGUUAAUCCAUUUAACGCUUUGGCAAUGUUGCAAAAUUCUGCGGUUUAUUUUGGAAACAGACAUGCAUUCUGUCUCAUGUAUACACACACGCACACACACACACACACACACACACACACAAAAGACACACCCACGCUACAGAAGUGCACUCUUAAUAGUACUAGUCAUUGUGAAGUUGCUACGUAAGUUAACACAAUUGUAAAUACAUUGUUUGCCAGGAGAGAGUUUGUGGAGGGGAGGGGAUGUGGCAGAAACUUCCCAACUCCUUUUUCUCCAGCAAGGGCUGGUUUUUGAAAAGGCAGCCCAGGUUGGUUCAGAGGCCUCAAUGCCAAGUCUCUCUUCCCCCCCCCCCCCUCCACCCCCCUUUGCAUUGUGGAGUCAGAGUGGCAAAUCCAUCCCUUUGACUUGAGUUUCCAGUAACUUUGCAUAAUCUCAUGUUAAAAGGGCAGAUGGACAUCAAAAUGCUUUUAAUGCAAUAUUGAAGAGGUGAUUUUUCCGUUUCCUUUUUUUUUUUUCUUUCAAAGUAGCAUGUCUAGAAAUAAAUGUUUAAACUAUGGCAACCGACGACGAACUUAAUCCUGAAAAGAAACUCAAAAGGAGACUGGGCUACUUUUUGUUUUGUUUUUUGUUUUUUCCCCCUUCCUUCCUUGUAUCGUUGUUAUUCUACGUGUGCAGAAAUUUUAAACAAAGAAUCCCAUCUCGCUGCUUUUGAAUAACUGAGUUUUCUGUGGUUUGGGUUCUUCGAGCAAUUAAAUGUGUACACGGGUUGGAUUUUUUAAAACAUGCACAGAAUUUUUUGCUUCCAAUAAAGUAUCUAAUCAAAACACUA